Molecule: messenger RNA, 475 nt
Organism: Suillus subaureus
Lineage: Eukaryota; Fungi; Basidiomycota; Agaricomycetes; Boletales; Suillaceae
Exons: 5
Coding region: 214-450 (78 amino acids)
Source: RefSeq, a predicted model, not a curated record
AGCAAGUCGGAGGCUACACUGUAAACGUGUUUAACAACGCCUUGCGUAUCCAACAGAUGCCAACAAGUGGCCAAACUUGAACAAACCACCGCGGUUCUCGCAAAAAACCAUUCUUCUAUCAUCUAAUCGCUCUCUUCGAAAUAUACGUUCGUAGUGCCUGUUGCCAAUGGAGUCUUUCCCUUAGCUUCGAUCAACGACAUCAACCAACACCCCAUGGCGUACACGCGCCACAUUACUAUUCCUCUGGUCUUCUGGUGCAAUGCCGCCUUGCACCACGUACAGAAGUACAUAGAAUAUCCGGGGAGAGGUGGAGUUUAUGACACACUUAACGUGCAUGCACCACAAUGGUGUGUGGUGUGGAUUGACGAGUGUAACGGUGAUCGAUCGAUCAGGCCUUGCGCGGCAUGCACCCAACUUGGCUUGCUGAAUUACACCACCGUGACGAAUUGAUGGCACACGUCUGCGGACUGCAGCA